CUGUGCGCAUCAGCUGUUUUGAUGUUUUACACAAUGCGGUUGCAUGAAUAAAAAAACUGCAAAUUGUUUGACAUUAAGUGAAUAAUAUUAAGCCGUAAGUUACAAGUGAAAUUUGUACUCCAAUAGAAACUUCAUACAGUCAUAAUGGAUAUCGACAAUACUCUACUGCUGCCGAAUAGCGAGCACAAAUCUGACAUAAAGACUCCAUUUCUAAUUGGUGUGGCUGGUGGAACUGCCAGUGGAAAAUCAACAGUAUGCAAAAAAAUCAUGAUACAACUAGGCCAAGCCGACAUGGAUCAGGCGCAACGACAAGUUGUCUCCAUAAGUCAAGAUAGCUUCUAUCGUGAGCUAACGCCCGCUGAAAAAGCCAAAGCGAAGAAGGGCCUCUUCAAUUUCGAUCAUCCUGAUGCAUUCAAUGAAAAUUUGAUGUAUGACACGUUGCAGGAAAUAUUGAAGGGCAGAAUAGUGAAAGUGCCCUGCUAUGAUUAUCGCUCAAAUUCGCUUGAUCAUGAGAAUAAGCUAACAAUUUAUCCGGCUGAUGUGGUAUUAUUCGAGGGCAUACUCGUAUUUUACUUUCCUAAAAUACGCGACCUCUUUCACAUGAAACUCUUCGUUGAUACGGAUUCUGAUACGCGUUUGGCGCGCAGAGUGCCGCGUGAUAUCAACGAGCGUGGGCGUGAUUUGGACGCAGUGCUGACUCAGUAUAUGACAUUCGUCAAGCCUGCCUUUGAAGAGUUUUGCUCACCGACUAAAAAAUUUGCAGAUGUUAUAAUACCGCGCGGUGCUGAUAACACGGUGGCCAUUGAUCUGAUUGUCCAGCAUAUAGCCGACUUUCUCAACAAUCGUUCGCGUUACGGCUCGUCAACCAGCAUCGCAACGAAUUGCACGAACGUGGACCAUGAGCAUGGCAAUUUCAACGGUAUUGGAUUUAGAGGUACUGCUACUGCUGCCAGUGGCGGCGGAGGUAGGCCGGCUACUGCCGAUUGCACUGUGCGCUUAAUACCGCCCCCACGUACUAACAACAACAAGCACACCAAAGUAAAUAAUGCUGUGUCCUAUAUAAGACCGCAUUAAUGCCGUUGCAUAUAGUUUUAACAAAAACAAAAACAUUAUUAACCAAAGUACGCUGCUGGCUACUAAAGAAGACAAUGUGAUAACAAUUUUGCUUGAAUUCUGCUCAUUAACAAAUCCAAUCAAUACUUUGUUGCGUUUAAAGCGAAAAAAAUAUUUGUUGUAAAUUAAUAUGCACAUAUAUACAUAUGUUUGUAUAAUCAUACAUAUAUUAAUUAUGUAUAAAUAUUAAUUAUUCAUAAAUAUUAAAUUAUGUAUAAAGUUACUUUAUCAAUUACAAAAUAUAUUCAUAAGCACGAAGAUAUAUAAUAUUUAAAUGUUUUAAAAUACGCACGCUUUUGUUCAACCCACUGCAUAA
Messenger RNA from Bactrocera dorsalis (oriental fruit fly), 1429 nucleotides. It is a transcript of the gene Uck, whose product is annotated as uridine-cytidine kinase. Gene Ontology annotation, cellular component: cytosol; cytoplasm. The record is from RefSeq and is a predicted model, not a curated record. The coding region runs from base 145 to 1074 and encodes 309 amino acids. The transcript is spliced from 7 exons. NCBI's taxonomy places the organism in Eukaryota, Metazoa, Arthropoda, Insecta, Diptera, Tephritidae. Gene Ontology annotation, molecular function: ATP binding; kinase activity.